Juglans microcarpa x Juglans regia is the source of this 1104-nucleotide messenger RNA. RefSeq lists its product as uncharacterized. Lineage: Eukaryota; Viridiplantae; Streptophyta; Magnoliopsida; Fagales; Juglandaceae. The transcript is spliced from 3 exons. The coding region runs from base 31 to 1104 and encodes 357 amino acids. The record is from RefSeq and is a predicted model, not a curated record.
UGCCAUGAAGGAUUCUUCAGAGAGUUAAGGAUGGGUAAUGGAGUUUUUAGCAUUCAACAUCAUGUUAAUGCAAGGGGCAGUUUUCUGCAGCUCUCUGAAUUCCGAAAUGGAAGGAGGAAAUGUUUGUUAGUGAUUCCGGAGGGCGCAAAUGGCAUUGGAUGGAAAGGCUUUCUGCAAUCCAUUCUAAGUGUCACUGAAUCUAAAGCCACUACUAGAAGUGGGGAGUUUGUUGAUGGAAGAAUAGUGGGAAGGCCUUCCUCAAUCAAAGGUGCUUCAUACGCAGCGGUGUUGAGGUCACUGGCGGGUAGUCAGGCCGAGAUCAACUCAGCGGUAGAAAGAAAGGGCAAUGCACUUGUAGGAGACAAAAGAUCUCAAGUGACAUUGGGUGAGUUGGAGGGAGGAGUUAUGGAUUAUGUAAGAGAUCUAAUGAUUAAAGUGGAUAAGGGGCUGGACCUAGUUGUGGGUACAAGUGUGCUACCAAGUGUGCCGGAAAGUGUGCAAGCAAAGGGUGUGUGGACGAUAGGGUCAUUGGACGCUGGCAUCUUUGUUCAUGCCAAUGUCACUAUGCCUUCUGAGGGAGCUGUAGGGUCUCAGGCACCAAUUGCAGAUGAAGUUGGUCCUUUUGUCCAGGGUUCAUUUGUAGUUGAAGAUGGGGGUCCCUCAAAGGUCUCGAGUAUUUUGGAAGAUACAGUCGAGGCUCUUUUUGAAAAUGCAAACUGGGGGCAACAGAAGGUAAUGCUUCCCCUCUUGAGGAAGCAGCACGGCAAGGAUCGUCGAGUGCCUCGUGUGGGGGAAGGUUCAGAAUUGGCGUUGGUGCCCUGUGUGGGGGAAGGUUUAGAGUUGGGAGCGCAGUCGAGUACUGUGGCUGGGGAUAAUGUCGUUCCCCUGGUUUCUCUUCCUCCAAUCAACGAUAUAGUGGGUUCAACAUCCGAUUGGCUUCUGAAUAAAGAUAACGGGUUUCUACAAACCCUGGGACUUUUAUAUGGAGAACAGGGAGAAUAUGAAGACCAAUUUAAAACACUUCUCACUGCAAUCGAGGCGAGCCACGCGCUUGAAACCAAAUCUAAGUUUAAGAAAAGCAGGGAGUUGAAGAAUCUUUCAUAG